Molecule: messenger RNA, 2555 nt
Organism: Microbotryum saponariae
Lineage: Eukaryota; Fungi; Basidiomycota; Microbotryomycetes; Microbotryales; Microbotryaceae
Source: the annotation of a GenBank genome assembly
AUGAUGAAGCGUCUCUUCAAUAAAAAGUCCUCCGCGACUACAACCGCCACGGCUACAGCUCCCGAGACAUCGUCGACACCCCCACCUCAGCAGCCACCGCCACCCUCCACGUUCGAUCAGCGUGUCCACGAUGCGCAGAACCGUGAGUACACACGCCCAGGCUCUGGUUUGUACUUGCAGGUACUAACGACCUUACUUUCUCUUCUCAGAAACCUCGCAACAGGGCCCCGACGCUCCAUACCCGGCACAGGGGCCCGGCGGUCAAGGCGACUUUGUGCCCGUACCGAUCGGACCCCAAGCCUACGCGAUCCAGAUGGUGCCCCAACUCGUACCCGUCGUCAUGCGACCCCCUCGAGUAAGGGAUGUCAUCAAUGCGAUAGGUCAGUCCGGCCCUUCCUGCUUGCGCUCCCUUGCCGGCGUGCUCGGGCCGCCCUCGUGUCACGCACGCUGAGCAUGCCUUCCAUCGCAUCGCAGGAUGGAGUUGUGCGGCCCCCCAAUUCGACUUUACCUACGUCUUGGCUUUGGCCGACCAUAUCGGCUUCUCCACCGCCGCUUCCAAAGUAAGACACGGCUCUGCCCAAACACUCUGCCCGAGACGAACACGUGACGCCGAGGACUGACGCCCGCGUAAUCCUGGUGCUGCUGCUUUCUAGGACGCGGCCAAGGCUUUGAGGAAAGAGUUCAAGGUGGGUGCGGGACCUCCACAGCUCCAGAGUGAUUUAGAGCUAAAGUGGUAACUUGUGGCUCACAGCACGCCGUCCCAUCGGCACAAGAGCGGGCCGUCCGCUUGACCGGGAUCCUCGCUCGUAAUGCCGACCUUCGGUUCAGAAGUACGUCCAUGCGGUAACAUUGUCGUGAAGAAGUAGACCGAACUGACAAUUAUCUCACAUUGACCUUUGUAACUUACAGAGGAAGUCGCGAGCAAGAAAUUUCUGGCCGAGCUCGAGAACUUGGCCACGAGCAGGAGUACCGAACCGCCGGUAAAGCAGAUGGUUCUGAGGGUUUUGUCGCCCUUGGCCUACGAGUAUGCUGUGAGUUAUAUUGAUGGAUCUGGGAACGACGACGCAACAAUCGCUAAUCACAUCACGAUCACAAUCUCACACAGCGCGAUGCCGAUCUCAAACCUAUCACUGCAUUGUACAACAAGAUCCGACCCGACGGUACGCCACUCAAUGGCGAGCCUCUCAACCCCGAAGACGAUCUCUUCACCCCGACCGCGGAUCCUCGGAUGCAAUCAUCCCGCCGCAACCAUCAGAGUCGACGCGGAGAACCGCACCGCAUGCCUUCCAUGGGUGAUCAGAUGAAGGACUUGCGCUCCCAAUCCGAACAGGCGCGAGGAUACGCGAGAAUGCUGAACGAGGCGGUUGCGUUCGCCAAGGAGGACGAGGAUCUCAAGAGCAACGAGAUAGUUCAGGUUCGUACUUUUUAUUUUUGGUUUCACUCUUUGGACCCUGGUCUGACGCUGGGCGCGUCCGCGACUACAGGAGUUCCACGCACAAUGCUUCGGAGCACAGGACUAUCUGACGCAGAACCUGCAAUGGGCGACGGUUCAAGCCGAGCAAUCACGCGUCGCGGCGGACCAAGCGCUCGCAGAAGCACCACCUGCAGAAGAAUUCCCUACGACGAUGAAUGAAACGAGGAACGAGCAUCGAUUCUCGAGUAACAAUCCCUUCGCGCCGAUCGUGUCCAGUCCGCCGAGAUCCCAGUCUACUCCUCGACGAACGGCAGAAGAGACGGACGAAGAGAAAACUUUUGCGACGCUCUUGGCCGCUCACACCGAAGUGAUCGAAGCGUUGAAGCUCUAUGACGAUCAUCAGCAUCGUCUAUUGGAGCACUAUCAGGUGCAAGAGGCCGAAGCGAGGAGUCGGAUCGAGACGAGGUUCGACCGCGCGAAUGCAGGGACUCCGGAUCGGAAUGGGGAUUAUCACUUGGAGGUGGAUGAGCGGGACCAUACACGGGGUGAUGGUGCGAGCGGGAGUGGGAGUGGGGAUGAGAUGUCGUCUGCGGUUGGGGAGUUUCAACAGGACGAGAGCAGUAAGAGAGAAAGUCGGAACCCUUAUGCCGCCUACCUAUCCUCGCCACCCCGAAAUAACAACGCUGGGUAUCUAAUCCCCGAUUCUGCUACGACGACAAAUUCCAAAACACACGAUUCCUCGGCGGAUGAGGAACACACCGAGCGCUCCUACGGCCAAGUCGACCUCCAUGACUUGGACCCCUUCGCAUCCGAGACGGCGCAGGGUUCUUCUACAACUACUCGUCCUCGAGUUGAUACGAGAGCUUCUGUCGAUUCGACCGAUGCUGUCCCUUUGGCACCGAGUGAGAAGGCUUUGGGCAAGCUGAGGAGCGUUAGUGGGAGGGAUGGUGAGUUCUUCCUGAAAGCCCCUGCUUGAAUUCGCAUGAUCAACUCCGCUGACGCUCGAACCCGUCGAAUCCAUACAGAUUCCCCAACCGACUACGCGGAACAACAAAAUCGUCUCGAGGAACAAUUGAGGAGCAAAUACUCCCUGCAAUACGAGGAGGAGAAGGCGUUUAUGAGGAGUCGUGAGGGGCUCUAG